This is a messenger RNA of Sphenostylis stenocarpa, 798 nucleotides long. Lineage: Eukaryota; Viridiplantae; Streptophyta; Magnoliopsida; Fabales; Fabaceae. The record is from the annotation of a GenBank genome assembly.
AUGGUGACAGCAUCAGCAUACGAGGAGAGUCGUCGCAAGAGAAUGGAGGAAAACAGAAAGAGAAUGGAAGCCCUCAAUCUCCCUCUCCUCUCUCAAGCUCUUCACAAGUCUCCUUCUCCCAAAUCUUCACAGUUAAAACCUGCCGCCAAGAAUCGCACCAUUCAGAAAGAGGUGGUUGUGGUGAGAAGAUCAAGCCGUGUGGCCAACAUGCCCUCUCCAAUUUACAAAGAAGUGGUUAUUGACCGAGUCACUAUACCUCGAAGAAGAAGUACCGUUAAUGGUUACAAUAGGCACAGGGAUUAUGCGAAUAGGGUAUACGCCUCGGAUGAAGCCAGAGAGGAAGCAUUGGAGAAAGCAGAGAAGUUAAUGUCCGGUUUAGAGUCUGAUUAUCCAGCCUUCAUAAAGUCUAUGCUCCAGUCUCACAUUAGUGGGGGUUUCUGGCUGGGCCUUCCAGUCCAUUUCUCCAAGAGCAAUCUGCCUAAAAAGGAUGAAGUGAUGACUCUGAUUGACGAAGAUGGGAAUGAGUAUCCAACAAUAUAUUUGCCCCGUAAAACAGGACUUAGUGGGGGAUGGAAAGGUUUUGCUGUUGCUCAUGACCUAGCUGAUGGGGAUGCUUUAAUUUUCCAAUUAAUUAAGCGCACUGCAUUCAAGGUGUACAUUAUUAGAGCGAAUAGUUCUUCAGAGGAUAAACAGCUAAAGAUCUCUAUUGUAGUGGAGGGAACGUUUGUGGGUUCAUUUUUCAUAGCUGGCCUUAGCUUGGCUUCUUGGCCAAGUGAAGAGCAGAAAGGCAGAAAAUAG